This is a messenger RNA of Myotis lucifugus (little brown bat), 2185 nucleotides long. Its product is annotated as zinc finger protein OZF-like. The record is from RefSeq and is a predicted model, not a curated record. Bases 80 to 1609 code for a protein of 509 amino acids. Gene Ontology annotation, biological process: regulation of transcription by RNA polymerase II. The transcript has 3 exons. Gene Ontology annotation, molecular function: RNA polymerase II cis-regulatory region sequence-specific DNA binding; DNA-binding transcription factor activity, RNA polymerase II-specific. Lineage: Eukaryota; Metazoa; Chordata; Mammalia; Chiroptera; Vespertilionidae.
CCUCACCAGUGCAUGGGUCUAUGCUCAACCAACUGAGACACAUCAGCCAGGACUGUGGAUCACUUUCAUACAGAGAAUCAUGAAUAUGAACUUUGAGGAUGUGGCCAUUGCUUUCUCUCAGGAAGAAUGGGGGAUCCUUGAUGAGGCUCAGAGACUUCUGUACUGCGAUGUGAUGCUGGAAGCUUUUGCACUUGUGUCAUCUGUAGGUUGUUGGCAUAAAAUCGAUGGUGAUGAGGCCUGUUCUGAUCAGAGUGUAGCUAUAAAAGGAGAGUCAAAGGUCAGGGCUUCUAAGACAGCUCCAGCCACCCAGAAGAUCCCUCUGUGUAAGCGGUGUUUCUCUGUGUUAAAAGGUAUUUUGCACCUGACUGGGUCACAUGCCGGAGACUUUGAGCAGAAAGCCUUCUGUACUGAUGUAUGUGUUGGAGACUUCUGUUUCAGUUCAAAUCCUCAACAGAAACAGAGGAAUGAAUGUGGAGAGGAGCCCUGGAAACAAGCUAUGGACAGGGCUUCCUUUGUGAGCAGUUCCAGCCUCUACUUAUCUACAGUGCCUUCAACCAGCAGGGAGUAUGGGGAAGACUUGCAAUACAACUCUGAUAUUCCUAAGCACCACACCACUAUCAACACUGAGGAGCUACCCUGUGGCCGUGAGAUUUCACAGGAAUUACACAGGGGAAAAAGUCAUCACCAGUGGGGUGAAUGUGAAAAUGCUGCCAGCCACAACCUGAAAGUUGUUCAGUGCCCGGGUGUGUGUUCUGGAGAACUGCUUUAUGAGUGUAACAAAUGUAGGAAACUGUUUACACGAAUCUUUAACCUCAAUCGACAUAAGAGAGUUCACACUGAAGAAAAGCUGUAUGACUGUAGAGAAUGUGGGAAGUCUUUUCAUCGAAGGGCUCACCUCACUGAACACCUCAGAGUUCACACUGGAGAGAAGCCAUAUGAGUGUACUGAAUGUGGGAAGUCUUUUAGCCUAAAAUCUAACCUUAUUAGACACCUGAGAGUUCACAGUGGUGACAAGCGAUAUGAGUGCUGUGAUUGUGGGAAGACCUUCAGUGAUAAGUCUUACCUCAAACAACACCAGAGAGUUCACACUGGAGAAAAGCCAUAUGAGUGUAGAGAAUGUGGGAUGUCCUUUCCUCGAAGGGCUCACCUCACUGUACACCUCAGAGUUCACACUGGAGAAAAGCUGUAUGAGUGUAAAGAAUGUGGGAAGUCCUUUCGUCAAAGUGCUUACCUCACUGAACACCUCAGAGUUCACACUGGAGAGAAGCCAUAUGAGUGUACUGAAUGUGGGAAGACUUUUAGCGUAAAAUCUAACUUCAUUAGACAUCUGAGAGUUCACAGGGGCGACAAGCGAUAUGAGUGCUGUGAUUGUGGGAAGACCUUCAGUGAUAAGUGUAACCUCAAACAACACCACAGUGUUCACACUGGAGAAAAGCCGUACAAGUGUAGAGAAUGUGGGGUGUCCUUUCGUCUAAAGGCUCAGCUCACUGCACACCUCAGAGUUCACACUGGAGAGAAGCCAUAUGAGUGUACUGAAUGUGGGAAGUCUUUUAGCCAAAAAUCUAGCCUUAGUAGACACCUGAGAGUUCACACUGGAGGUAAGUUUUAAAUGUGCAGGGAAUGUUUUAUUUUUCUCAGUAUAACAACACUGAAGGUGACUCUUUGGGACCUAUUUUUCUGAAUUUAAACCCAUUUUAAUGGAACAUACACUCUGAUAUAUUUCUCAUAAGUUUCAGGUACAAGUGAGGCUUGAAGGAGCUGCAUUGUACUUGCUAAUAUGCCCAGACCUGCUAACCGAUUGAUGUCAUAGCGAACAUUUGUGGCUGAAGAGAUUUUACCUCUGCCACCUGGCUCACCUUAAGAGUAUGCAUCACUCACAAACCCUCUGUGCUAAGGGGAAAUGUAUUCUGUGUUUUCACUUGUGUUUAAGAAAAUUAUGAUUACUUCAAGCUCUUGACAGGAUCCUCAUUCCUUCUCUCUGACUAGGCAUGCGUCUGACCCAGGGUUUGUCCAGACCACCCAUCCUCAGCUAAGAAGUGCAACCUCUGUCAGGGACAUUGUGUGUCUCACAUUAUGCUUUUCUGAAUUGUUUUAUUUUCUAAUUCACCAACCUGCAAAUUCUUACUGUCCUCUGUUCUGGUUUAUAAUCUUUUAGUAAAGGUGUUUUUUGCUUUUGUACCUUUAA